Molecule: messenger RNA, 2327 nt
Organism: Vigna angularis (adzuki bean)
Lineage: Eukaryota; Viridiplantae; Streptophyta; Magnoliopsida; Fabales; Fabaceae
Product: protein SHORT-ROOT
Exons: 1
Coding region: 625-2079 (484 amino acids)
Biological process (GO): regulation of DNA-templated transcription; asymmetric cell division; radial pattern formation
Cellular component (GO): nucleus
Molecular function (GO): sequence-specific DNA binding; DNA-binding transcription factor activity
Source: RefSeq, a predicted model, not a curated record
AGAAAGUGGGUUUGUUUGAGUUUGAGGAAGAUGAUUCACGCCGGCAGCUUUACCCUUUCACUCUCUAUCUACCCAAUUCGAACUUUGGCACGCCUGCUCCCACUCAUCAAAUACUCCCUCAAACAAUGAAAAGGAUCCCUUCUCCCUACCUUUUCCUCACACUUUCUUAUUUUUCAUCUUUUGUCAGACUCAAUUCUAUUCUAAGCAUCACCUACGCCACACUUCUCACUCCCUCCAUGCCCAUCCUUUUUUUUUCUUUUUUCUUUUAUCUUUCAAUAAAACAAUAUUCUUAACCCAACCCCACUUCCCUCUCCCUCGCACAUCGAUUCCACAAAAAACAACUCCACCUCAUCCCCCUAAAAUUAACCCACAUACAUAUCAUUAACAAUUAUACGUAACUUUUGUAUAUAGAAUUUCCUUUGGUAAGUAUAUGUAGUGUAUCCAAACCCAAUCCAUUCAGAAUUUCCUAUUCCACCGCCACACCCCAAUUCCCACCGUUAAAAAACCACGUUACGUCCAUUCUGUUUGGUUCGUUGGUUCGUUGAUAUCCAUGCGAGUGUGUGAAUGAGUGAGUGAGUGAAUGACCAAUUGAUAUCCAUGCGAGUCAAAGGUUAAUAACCUUAAAUGGAUACCACGUUGUUUGGUGUAGUGAGAUUCCAACAUCAACUCCAACCUCCUCCUCAAGGUGAUCAAGAUCAAUCCCUCAACAACUCCACCACCACCACCAGCUCUCCAUCCUCCAGACAACACAACUAUCCCUACCCACAAGAAGACGAAGAAUGCUUCAACUUUUUCAUGGAUGAAGAAGACCUAUCCUCGUCUUCUUCCAAGCACUACUAUCCCUAUCAACCCCACCCUUCCUCCACUACACCUACCACCACCACCACCGACCUCUCCUUCUCUCCCACCCGAGACGCCGCCUUCCCUUUCCAGCUCUCCGGCAAGUGGGCCAACGACAUCCUCCUCGAAACCGCACGUGCCGUCUCCGACAAGAACACCACGCGCCUCCAGCAACUUAUGUGGAUGCUCAACGAACUCGCCUCCCCCUACGGCGACACCGACCAGAAACUCGCCUCCUACUUCCUCCAAGCCUUCUUCAGCCGCAUCACCCAAGCCGGGGACCGAACCUAUCGAACCUUGGCCUCGGCCUCCGAGAGAACAUGCUCCUUCGAAUCCACGCGCAAGACCGUGCUGAAGUUCCAAGAGGUCAGUCCCUGGACAACCUUCGGACACGUGGCGUCCAAUGGUGCCAUCUUGGAAGCCUUGGAAGGCGAGCCCAAACUACACAUAGUUGACAUCAGCAACACCUAUUGCACCCAAUGGCCUACGCUCUUCGAAGCCCUUGCCACUCGAAACGACGACACUCCGCACCUCCGUCUCACCUCCCUCGUCACCGCCGCCUCCGCGCACAAGGUCAUGAAGGAAAUCGGCGCCAGAAUGGAGAAAUUUGCCAGACUCAUGGGCGUGCCCUUUCAAUUCAACGUCGUUCAGCACUUAGGUCAACUUUCUGACUUCGAUUUCGGUGCCUUGGAUAUCAAAGAGGACGAGGCUUUGGCUAUUAACUGUGUCAAUACUUUGCAUUCGGUCUCCGCCAUCGGGAACCACCGCGAAGCAGUGAUAUCCUCGCUGAGGAGGCUGCAGCCGAGGAUCGUGACGGUGGUGGAGGAGGAGGCGGACUUGGACGUGGGAUUGGAGGGGUUGGAGUUCGUGAAGGGUUUUGAAGAGUGUUUGAGGUGGUUUAGGGUUUACUUCGAAGCGUUAGAAGAGAGCUUUCCGAAGACGAGCAACGAGCGGUUGAUGCUGGAGCGGGCGGCGGGGAGGGCGGUGGUCGACCUGGUGGCGUGUUCAGCUUCGGAUUCGGUGGAGCGACGGGAGAGGGCGGGGCGGUGGACGAGGAGGAUGCAUGGAGGUGGAUUCAAUACGGUGGCGUUUAGCGAAGAGGUGUGUGAUGACGUGAGAGCGUUGUUGAGGAGGUAUAGGGAGGGAUGGUCAAUGGCACAGUGCUCCGACGCCGGAAUAUACCUUUCGUGGAAGGACCAGCCGGUGGUGUGGGCCAGUGCAUGGAGGGCCUUGACGUAGUGUAGAGGAGAAUGACUUGACGUGAGUAAUGAGUUGAGGGACUGAAUCCCACGUGCUCUCUGUUCUCAAAGCACGUGCCCCUGGCUCAGCCGAGGGCUUCUUUUUUUCUUUUUCUUUAAGCUAAUUCAUGUCCUUUUUUCCAGUUUGGUACUUAAGACAAUGGUAUUAAUCGGAGGGUAUGAGGAUGAUUGCAGCAAGGGGAUUUGCCUGUAUUAUUCAAAAAGGAAUCAUCAGACUAAAUUUAUUUU